Messenger RNA from Osmia bicornis bicornis, 870 nucleotides. RefSeq names its product S-phase kinase-associated protein 1 (gene SkpA). Gene Ontology annotation, biological process: SCF-dependent proteasomal ubiquitin-dependent protein catabolic process. Gene Ontology annotation, cellular component: nucleus; cytoplasm. NCBI's taxonomy places the organism in Eukaryota, Metazoa, Arthropoda, Insecta, Hymenoptera, Megachilidae. Bases 124 to 612 code for a protein of 162 amino acids. The record is from RefSeq and is a predicted model, not a curated record. Gene Ontology annotation, molecular function: cullin family protein binding. The transcript has 3 exons.
GAGAGUGAAAAGGACGUAGCUGAAUUCUUGAUGCAUCGAAAAGGACGGAGAAUUUAGAAUAGAGAACGAAUAUUACAUCAGAGAGAGAGAGAGAAUAAAACAGACGAAUAAAAGCUGGAAGAGAUGCCUAAUAUUAAACUACAGAGUUCUGAUGGGGAAGUUUUUGAAGUGGAUGUUGAUAUUGCAAAAUGUUCAGUUACUAUAAAAACUAUGUUGGAAGAUCUUGGAAUGGAUGAAGAUGAAGAGGAAGUUGUUCCUCUGCCAAAUGUUAAUUCUGCCAUUCUCAGGAAAGUAAUACAAUGGGCUACUUAUCACAAAGAUGAUCCACCACCUCCUGAAGAUGACGAGAAUAAGGAAAAACGUACAGAUGAUAUCAGUUCCUGGGAUGCAGACUUUCUAAAGGUUGACCAAGGAACUCUCUUUGAAUUAAUUUUGGCAGCUAAUUAUCUUGAUAUUAAAGGACUGUUGGAUGUGACAUGCAAAACUGUUGCUAAUAUGAUAAAAGGCAAAACACCAGAAGAAAUUCGAAAAACUUUCAACAUUAAAAAUGAUUUUGCUGCAUCAGAGGAAGAACAAGUUCGCAAAGAAAAUGAGUGGUGUGAAGAAAAAUAGAUCAACUUGUUUAUAAAUAUAUCUUUUGGUUUUUUAAAAUAUCAAUUUCAAUAUUUAAAAAUUCAGUGGUUGAUGCUUUAAUCACAUUAUUUUUAAAAAUGUCUCGAAUCGUAGUCACAUCAUUUUACAAUCAAUACAUGGAUGUAUAACAUAAAUAGAUGACCUUAAUGUGUCUGUGGUUUAUUUAUCUUAAAUCUUUUGUAUACCAUUAAUUAAUACUAUUUAUCACAUGUAAUGGAAAUUACACAGACAAAUUUA